CUGUGGCUGUACAAUAUUAGUGUUCUGUGGGGUGUACCCUCAAAGUUGAAUAAAGUUUAAAUAUUCAAAUAUUUCGCGUUUCUCCACAAUUAGACGAUGCAAAACCUAAAAUCCAUAGAACAUGUAUAUUUAACCGCAUAUGUGUUUAAAAUUCUCACACAGAAUAGAAUUACCACUAUUAAAGAUUUCCUUCAUGAAGAUCCUGAAAAGUUAUCGAAACUAACCAAAUUAACGUUCGCUCGAGUUUUAGAAGUCAGGAAUGAUAUAUUUAAGAAAUAUUCCGCAGUAGUAAUUACAGGAGAUAAACUUGUUGAGAAAAUACUGAAAAAUAAAAAGAUACGCACCGGUAUAGUGAACUUAGAUGAAAUACUUGAUGGUGGUAUUCCUGUGGGUAUAACUGAAUUAUGUGGACUUUCUGAAUCAGGAAAAACACAAUUAUGCUUUCAACUUGCUAUUAAUUGUGUAAUAAAUACAGAAAAUAAUGUUCUCUAUAUUGACACUAAGGGUGACUUUUCUGCAAUGAGAAUACAAAAAAUUUUAGAUACACAUGGAUACUCUCAUAAGGAUAUGGCAUUGAUAUUAUAUAAAAUAAAAGUAAUAUGUCUGUGGACUAUUGAAGAAUUGAUAGAAUUAUUAAAAAAAAUAAAAAAUAAUCAAUGUGAUAUUGAGAAUAUAUCUUUGAUAAUAAUAGAUUCAUUACCGUGUUUGAUGUUUCAACACUUGGGUGACUCAAAUAAAAUAGGUCUAACAUAUUUAAAUACAAUGAUAAACUACUGCAGAUAUAUAUACAAAGAAUUUAAUUUAUCUAUACUUUGUGUUAACAUACAAACUCGCUGGAUAGAUCAAGAUGUAUCUGUGCUUGAAGAUGAUGAAGAACUGAGUUCACUUUUAAAAGAACCGGGCUAUGUUGAGAAGCGCAAUCGCUGUCUUGGAAAGUAUUGGAGAUACAUUCCUGGGACAGUAAUGAUAUUAGAGAAGUCUCAAAUUUCUACAUUACAUAAUACUAGUCAAUUAAGUAUAACUGUUAUAAAAUAUGGCAACACAGAAUGUGAGCGGCAUUGUAUAUUGCAACUUAGUGAGUUAGGUUUAACUUAAUUAUUUGUAUUAUUUAUUAAAACAGCUUGUAGUGGUAAAACUUGGUUGCAUACAUUAUAUUGUGGCCUAAAAGCUUAAAUGUCAUGAGUUGCAUUUGUGUGGUCCAAAUUAUACUUUAACUAGAAUAAGACUGAAAAAUAUUAAUACUGUACCCACUGUGGUCCAAAUAAUAAAUUUAAUAAUAAUUAUCUGUGGCUUUGUAGGUGUGUGUUGCACAGCAGAAUUGUUAAAACUUAGGACAAAUGGUGUACAACUAUACACUAUUAUAUUACUCUAUAGUGAUUUGAAUUUCUUGUUAAUACAUAAUUGUGAUCUAAGCCCAGAUUUUCAUUAUUUUUUUGGUGUAAGUAAUUCUUUUCUUUAGACUAUCCUUCAUUUAAAAAAAAAAUACAGUAACUGGGAUUUGAAUGUGGGCAGUGUUUAAAACCAAAGUAUAUACCCAUACUCACUGUAGGG
Achroia grisella is the source of this 1551-nucleotide messenger RNA. Its product is annotated as DNA repair protein RAD51 homolog 4-like. Gene Ontology annotation, biological process: DNA strand invasion; double-strand break repair via homologous recombination; reciprocal meiotic recombination. The record is from RefSeq and is a predicted model, not a curated record. The coding region runs from base 97 to 1095 and encodes 332 amino acids. Gene Ontology annotation, cellular component: centrosome; replication fork; Rad51B-Rad51C-Rad51D-XRCC2 complex. The transcript is spliced from 5 exons. Gene Ontology annotation, molecular function: ATP-dependent DNA damage sensor activity; ATP binding; four-way junction DNA binding. NCBI's taxonomy places the organism in Eukaryota, Metazoa, Arthropoda, Insecta, Lepidoptera, Pyralidae.